AUGCCGCCGCCUCCCUAUCCUUCACCGGGUAAACCUCCACAAGCGCCUUUUCCACCCCGUCGCGUCUAUCCAACGCCUCUGCUCCGGCUAAAGAUCCAAGACCUCUCCGAGAAAGGUGCGCGCAGCUUCUUAUCUUGCAUUGAUGCGGCUGGAGUCCUUGAAGAAGCCGUCCGCACCGUCCUCGAUCUUCUCUAUCCCGGCCAAUACUGGGAGUCAUGGCCCGGCAGUCGGAGCGUGACGCUAGUCCUGAGCUCCUUUGGCGGAGUUGCCUACACCCGAGGCAAGGCCCUCGAUCAUGACCACAAGGAGAUCCACUUAUCUACCGACUACGUCGCUGGGAUCAAGCCUGAUCUCUUGAAACGUGAGAUCACGGGCGUGAUAGUGCAUGAGAUGGUGCAUUGUUGGCAAUGGGACGGAUGUGGCACGGCACCGGGAGGACUUAUAGAAGGGCUUGCAGAUUGGGUCAGGCUUAGAGCGGAUCUGUCACCGCCGCAUUGGAAGCGGACGACCGGUGAUCGCUGGGACGCGGGAUACCAGAUGACCGCGUGGUUUCUGGACUGGCUAGAGAAGGAAUACGGGACUGGAACUGUGCCGAGACUGAAUCAUCUGUUGAAGGAGGUCAAGUAUGAUGAGGAGGAGUACUGGUGUGGUCGAAGUGGUUUGCACAAAAGCGUUCAGGAGCUUUGGAAAGACUACAAGAGGUGGGUAGCGGAUGAAGAUAAGGAGGAGGUAGGAGAGCUUGAGGGCAAGGAAGGAAAGGACGAGAACGAAACCCACUAUGAUGAGAGUAAGGGAAGAGAGGAGCGACGCCGAGCGGUCGCAGCUGCUCGCGAGGCUAUCGAGAAGUGUAAGCAAGAGAUUGCAAACAGAUCCGUUAGUGAAAUGGACGAAGUCGUGCCGAUCACCGAGGGUGCCGAGACCAAGCUCGAAAACGGCUGGACCGAGCUCAAUAGUAGUGACGUUGAGCUUGGAAGACGUGAGAGUGGGAGCGAAGUCACUCUAGCUCAAAGACCAAAGAAAGAGAGGGAACAAUGA
Molecule: messenger RNA, 1035 nt
Organism: Endocarpon pusillum Z07020
Lineage: Eukaryota; Fungi; Ascomycota; Eurotiomycetes; Verrucariales; Verrucariaceae
Exons: 1
Coding region: 1-1035 (344 amino acids)
Source: RefSeq, a predicted model, not a curated record